Molecule: messenger RNA, 1287 nt
Organism: Talaromyces stipitatus ATCC 10500
Lineage: Eukaryota; Fungi; Ascomycota; Eurotiomycetes; Eurotiales; Trichocomaceae
Exons: 4
Coding region: 1-1092 (363 amino acids)
Source: RefSeq, a predicted model, not a curated record
AUGGAGUCAAUUACAGAGACCAAAGAUGUUUUGCGUCUGAUCGCACAGUAUUUCGAGUUGGUGGAGCUUAGAAGCUUGUCUAUACCGUCAUCAAGCGUGCUCAAGAACUCUAUCACGCAGAAUCGCAUAUACAAUGAGAUGUUCAAUGAAGAGCUUCUUUCUCCGGUCAUUCCGCCAGCUACGUAUCGACUAAGGCUGUUGAAAAGACUGAUUUUCGUUAUCGAGAGUGAUCCUCGGUGGGAUCCUGAGGAGGAUGAAAUAAUUGAGCCUUUGAUUGCGGCCAUGAUAGAUUUGAUGUCCCAACCGGCAGAGGAAUCCUCGUCCAUGUCACUAGAUACAGAAGAGCCACAACUUUCAUUUGUUUCAUAUACAGUUCCUCAAGCGGAACUGCAAGAAAGGAAACAAGUAGUAACCUUUGAAUCUAGAGGCUUGAUUUAUGGCUCUGGCUCAACGGGCUUUCGUACUUGGGAAGCUGCCUUACAUCUCGGCACGUAUCUCUCGUCGACUUCUUGUGGAGGAUCGUCACCAGUGUCAGUACAGGGCAAGAGGGUUGUAGAACUCGGCGCCGGUACUGGUUUCAUUUCGCUAUUGUGCCAGAAAUUCCUGGGUGCGGCAAAAGUCCUUAUGACGGAUGGAAAUUCUAAGUUGGUUGAUGUCUUUAAUAGGCCAUGUCUGGAACAAAAUGGUUUCGGUAGAAGCAAUGGAAGUAUCGAGGGGAGGCAGUGGGUAUGGGGCGAUCCACUGUCCACUAACGGGACAGAACAGCAAUUCGAUAUUGCUUUGGGUGCUGAUUUGAUAUACGAUAAAGCCAUAAUACCGCUCCUUAUCGAUGCAAUAUCUCUUCUAUUCUCAUCACACGGCGUGAGACAAUUCGUGAUAUCAGCUACCAUCCGGAAUCAAGAUACUUUUAGCGCUUUUCUUAACGCAUGCCGUCCCGAUUUUGAUAUAUAUCAUAUCACCUUUGUCUUGAUUCUAGGGUCAACGAUACUUGUCACAAUUGAGUCAAAUAUUCCUUCUGCCGACUCGAGUCUUGAAGAACUGAAGUCUACACCAAGUAUGCAAAUGGAGAAGUGUCUACCAAUCUCGGCAUGACGCUACUCUCGGCUUGAUGAAGUUCACGCAGGCUACGAUUCAACUAAGUCCCAUGUGGUAUAUCACUGGAAACGCAGCAUGGUUAGUCCACGGCUUUUACACCACGACUACCUCAGAUCAAGCUGGCAAGUUCCAUUGGCGGUUUCCGCUGUGACAUGCUCUACGCGUAUCAAGCAUCUGAUGUGCAAUUAUGUU